Beta vulgaris subsp. vulgaris (sugar beet) is the source of this 2169-nucleotide messenger RNA. Its product is annotated as kinetochore protein NDC80 homolog. Lineage: Eukaryota; Viridiplantae; Streptophyta; Magnoliopsida; Caryophyllales; Amaranthaceae. Gene Ontology annotation, cellular component: Ndc80 complex. Gene Ontology annotation, biological process: attachment of mitotic spindle microtubules to kinetochore. The record is from RefSeq and is a predicted model, not a curated record. The coding region runs from base 91 to 1830 and encodes 579 amino acids. The transcript has 5 exons.
ACUUAUUACCCUACCUACCUCCAUUUGAAAAUUUUCAAAACUCUCCACUGUCCACUCUCCAUUCUCCAUUUCCGAACUCCUUGAAGAAAGAUGAAACCUCGAGGAGCCGCAUCACGACUUCAGUCAACGGAGAGAGAAUCUCUCCGACCACCACCACCAUCAACACCUCAAUUCGGGCGCGACUCCGACGCCAGUCUCUGCAGCAGCCGUCCUUCCUCAUCCUCCUUCGGCCUCACCACCACCACCAACUCCCGCCACCACACCGACAAACAAUCCAUGGUACGCUCCAUCAACGCCUACCUUUCUUCGCACAACAUCUCACUUUCUCUCUCCUUCAAACCCUUACCUUCCGCCAAAGUCGUCACUGACAUUCUCCGAUUUCUCCUCUCUCGCUUCGGUUUCUCCGGCAAUUCUUCUGGAAUUAAGGGGAAUAAUAAUAGUACUCUUGAUGAUGAUCUUUUUCUGCUCUUGAAAUACCUAAAUUGCCCUCAUAAGAUCAAUAAAUCUGCGCUUCGUGCCCCUGCUGCUCCUCAUGCUUUCCCGCAGAUGCUUGCUGUUAUUUAUUGGCUUGUUCAGCUUGCUGAUUACCUUGAUCAUCUUCAUUCCGAAGAUAAAACCGACAGGUUUUCGUUUAUGAAGGAUGCUCUUAUGGUUUAUGCUGUGGAUAGUUACUUGCCGUAUAUGAGUGGUGAUGAUGAGGCUGUUGAGUUGUUGGAUAGAGAAUUUUCGGAGAAGAUGGAGAGGGAAAAGGCUUCAUUGGAAGCUAAUUUGAAGUCGCUUGAUGAUGAAGGGAAGUUACUGGAGUCGGAGCUUGAAAAGUUGAAAACCAAACCUUCUGAGAGGGAGAUGUAUGAGAGUCGGUUUAAGGAUCUUGAACGUGAUUUGCAGAAGUUCCAAGGCUAUGUUGACUCUCUCCAGGAUUCAAAUUCCAUCACUCAGAAGUCGCUGGAAGAGAAGGGGAAGGAGCUGGCUGCUAAGGUUGAGGAAAUCAGGCGAACACAGGAGGAGAAUGAGGAGCUCAAGAAGAGGGUUGAGGCUCAAGGAAUGAACAUGAGGGAUGCUGAGAGGAUGAAAAGGGAACUGCAGGCUGUGGAAAGGGAGAUAAGUGAGGCCGAGGCCAGUAGAAGCUCCUGGGAAGAGAAGUCUUGGGAUCUUGAUGCGCUCAUUGGCCAGAAGUUAAAGGAACUCGAGAACCUUUCAGUGGAGUGCAACCAGGCUCUGAGAAGACUUAAGCUUCAAGGCGAUUUUCAGUAUCUGUUAGAUGCUAAAGGGUCCACUCCUGCUGAAGUCUUGGGCAUAAACUAUAAAUCUACACUUAAGCCUGCAAUCAGCUUGUUGGCUGAUGAGAUCAAGCAAAGUACUACUGCAAAGUUAGAGGAGUUUAUUGCUCUUCAGGAACAGUCUAAGGAAUUGACUACCAGGAUUGAAGCAAAGAGAAACCGUCUCAAGGCCCUCCAGUUGCAUAUUGAUGAAAGCGAACAACAGUUUGAGGUAACAAGGAACCAAAUAGAGGAAUACACAUCCUGGUGCACAAAUGAAGCUCAAAGGAUUAGAGCUGAGAUGGAGGAAGAAGCACAUAACAUUGAUAAUAUGGAGAAAGAAGCAGCUGACACCUUGAGGGAUGCCGAGUUGAAGCUGCAGGAAGAAAUAAGGCUAAGUGAGCAAGAAACACAACUCUGUGCAUAUGAGCUAUUUGCGAUGAUCGAUUUGGUUUCCAGGUGCAAGGAGUAUACGGAGAAGAAGAUUUCAGACAUGAAAAGGGAUCUCCUUGAAAACGUAGAAUCUAUAUCGAAUGCCUAUAAGAACACCUUGCUUCCCCGGCUUCAAUGAUGCUGUUUGAGUUGAACAGUUUCUUUUAAUUGAAGCUGCAGGAAAAGAAUAGACCAAGGAAGCAGUCAUCUUCCUGAAUUGAUCUUCGUCUGCUGCUGCUCUUUUGGGUCCUGUAAAUAUAACUGUAGUUGUUGCUUGGUUUUUAAUGUUUUUUGUGGAUAUUAUGUACGUUUGUACUGUACUUUUGAAGCCUUAGGGAUGUUGUAAUAUAUUUAGCUUUUAUGUGUUAGAAAAGAAGCUGCAGGAAGAAGAUUUGUUGAACUAAUAUAGAUCAGUAAAUUAAACCAAAGUUGUGUUUAUUGGAUGCUAGAUGUUAUGCAAAUCACAUGAUUUUACUCA